AAAGAAGAAACCAGGAAACGCCUUAUGUUAUGAAUCUGACAUCCACGGGUCAGAGAACCAGUCCCGAUUCAGUCCGGGAUCUAUAAUCACACCUAAUGAUCCUCUAUCACCUCUAAAGGCUGCACUGCCAUGCAGACCACGUGGUUUAAACAGGCGGUCGACCGUCGCUUAUGGGUCACUUGUCUGUCAAUUUCAUCCAGACCUGCAUUCACACCUGUUGGCGGGUCGUGGAGCGGGUCUAGACCUGCUGGGGGGUCGUGGACCGGGUCUAGACCGCCCUGCACCCCUACUUGGGGGACGUGGACUAGAUCUACCUGCACCCAUGCUGGGGGGUCGUGGAUCCGACCCGUGGGGUUUGACACCGGGGUGAAGACCUACAACAGUCUGACCCGACGGAAGGAGCCCCUCAUUCUGACGCGGGACCGGGUCGCCACCUGGUACAGCUGCGGCCCCACGGUCUACGACCACGCCCACCUCGGCCAUGCGUGCUCGUACGUCCGCUUCGACAUCCUCCAGAGGAUUCUGUCCCGGGUGUUUGGGGUCAGCGUCGUCCACGCGUUGGUCAUCACCGACAUCGACGACAAGAUCAUCAAGAGGAGCCAGGAGGAGAACAUGUCUCCCACGAUCCUGGCCAGGAUAUACGAAGAAGAAUUCAAGAAGGACAUGCUGUCAUUGAAGGUCCUACCUCCCACGGUGUACUUGAGAGUGACUGAAAACGUGCCUCAGAUCGUGGCGUUUAUCGAGCGCAUCGUGGCUAACGGUCACGCCUACCCCACGCAGAAAGGUGACGUGUAUUUCGACAUCCGGAGUAUCGGCCAGCGCUACGGGAAGUUCUCCGGUUCCGUCUCGCUACCCAGCGAAUCCGCGGACUCCGAUAAACGUGACUCGCGGGACUUCGCCCUCUGGAAGGCCGCCAAGCCGGGGGAGCCGUCCUGGGACUCCCCCUGGGGUGGGGGGAGACCGGGCUGGCACAUCGAGUGCUCCACCAUCGCCAGCUCAGUAUUUGGCAGCCAGCUGGACAUCCACUCUGGGGGGGUGGACCUGGCCUUCCCCCACCACGAGAAUGAGGUGGCCCAGAGCGAGGCCUACCACCGCUGCCCCCAGUGGGGGAACUACUUCCUGCACUCAGGUCACUUGCAUCUCAAAGGGAGUGCCGAGAAAAUGUCCAAAUCCUUGAAGAACUUCAUCACGAUAAAGGAGUUCCUGCGGUCGUACUCGGCCCAUGAGUUCAGGAUGUUCUGCCUGCUGACGAAAUACAGAUCAGCGAUCGACUUCAGCGAGGGCAGCAUGCUUGCGGCCCGCAGCCAGCUGGGGGCGCUGGUGACCUUUGACCAAGGGGCCCAGGCCUACCUGAGGGGCCAGCUGCCCUGCCCCCCCCUGGACCCGGACCGGCUCUGGGACAAGCUGGCGGAGGUCAAAGGUCAGGUGCUGGACGCCCUGGCGGACGACUUCGACACGCCCCGAGCAGUGCACGCCGUCAUGGACCUCGUUUCCCAUGGCAACCGCCAGCUGCAGCCCGUCGCCGAGGCUGACGGUGCGGCCCGCAGCCCGGCGGUGGUGGGGGCGGUGCUGGCCUACGUCAGGGAGCUGUUCGGUCUGCUAGGCGUCGACCUGCUGGACAGACAGGAGGAGGGGCUCUCCGGCUCCUCCCCCGUCGUUGUGGAUACUGUGGUGGAGCAGCUGUGUCAGUUCCGGAGCCGCGUGCGGAGCUUCGCCCUGGCCCCGUGGGAGGCCCCGCCCCCCCAGGGCCCUGGCUCCGCCUCCGCUAGACCCCGGACCCGCCCGGACCGGCUCCCCCUCCUGGAGGCCUGCGACGCCCUCAGGAAGGACCUGGCGCCCGCGGGCGUGCUGAUCAAGGACCGAGGGGCGACCUCCACCUGGGAGCUGACCAGGAGGGCUGCCCCGGAGAAGGACCAGGACCAGGACUAGACCAGGACCAGGACUAGACCAGGACCAGGACUAGAUCAGGACCAGGACCUAGACCAGGACCUAGACCAGGACCAGGACUAGAACCAGGACCAGGACUAGAACCA
Molecule: messenger RNA, 2033 nt
Organism: Gadus morhua (Atlantic cod)
Lineage: Eukaryota; Metazoa; Chordata; Actinopteri; Gadiformes; Gadidae
Gene: cars2
Product: cysteinyl-tRNA synthetase 2, mitochondrial
Exons: 15
Coding region: 130-1929 (599 amino acids)
Biological process (GO): cysteinyl-tRNA aminoacylation
Cellular component (GO): cytoplasm
Molecular function (GO): cysteine-tRNA ligase activity; ATP binding
Source: RefSeq, a predicted model, not a curated record